AUGGUGUCGUCCUCUUCUUCUGUUGAGCAGACGAAGAUAUCGAAACAGUACAAAUCUGGUAGUCCCAAGAGACCUUCAUUGACGAGGAAAAGGUCGUCUCAGAGACUUAUUAGGACAAUCAGUAUAGAGACAGAUGACGAGGAGUAUCUUUCCCCAGGUUUAGUGGUAUCAGAUGCACUGACAGAAGUGCACUCUGGCUCAGUGGUGAAUACGUUACCCACUGGUGAAUUGGACCAAAUUGAUAAUAAGGCUGAUGAAUUACCGAAUCUGACAAGUUUGAAAAUCGCCAAUGAGAAUACUCAUAAGUCUAAUGAUUACAUCGAGGUUCCCUUUGUUAAGGCAUCGUUGGAUGCCACAUUACCGGAAGAUUAUUUGAGAAAUGAUAUAUGGAACGUUAUUCAAGCUUUAAAGAUACCUAGAUGGCAUAAUAGACAAAAUUUAAUCUUAGAUAGGUUGAAAUUGAUUAAGAUAUCGGGUGCAAUGACAAAUGCGAUCUUUAAAAUCGAGUAUCCAAAACUUCCAUCGUUGUUAUUAAGAAUUUAUGGUUCCAAUAAUGAUCUUAUCAUUGAUAGGGACUAUGAAUUAGAAAUUUUGGCUAGAUUAUCGGUUCGUAACAUUGGACCUUCAUUGUUUGGAUGCUUCACAAAUGGCAGAUUCGAACAAUUUCUUGAGAACUCUACGACAUUGACUUUCCAGGAUCUAAGAGAUUGGAAAACAUCUCAACGUAUCGCAAGAAGAAUGAAAGAAUUACACAACGGUGUUCCAUUACUGAAAGCAGAAAUUGAAGAUGGACCAGUGUGUUGGAAAAAGAUUAAUAAUUGGGUGAAUAUCCUUGAUAGCAAGCAGUGGGUCCAUAAUGAUGAAAAUAUUAAGAAAGUAUUUCAUUGUCAAGAUUGGGAAUUCUUUAAAAAAGUGGUAAAGAGAUAUUAUGAUUGGUUAUUAAAAUCUAAUUUUUACGAUUCUAAAAUGGUGUUUUGUCAUAACGAUGCACAAUACGGUAAUUUACUGUUCAGUGCCCCCGUCGUAGAAAUCGAAGAUGAUAAAAGUUCUGUAUCUUCCACGAAAACGACAGCAUCCUCACUUUUUCCAUCAAAUUCUAACGUUCAUCUCGAUAGAAUUAUCAAUCCCCCAAAACAAGAAAGAAGUCAGGACUCUAAAUUAGUAGUCAUUGAUUUCGAAUACGCAGGUGCCAAUCCUGCUGCAUACGAUCUAGCCAACCAUUUGAGUGAGUGGAUGUACAAUUACACGGGGAAAGAACCUCAUAGAACGCUCACAAGUGAAUAUCCAACGAAGGAACAAAUUCUCAAUUUUCUGUACUCCUACGUUUCUCACCUUCGUGGUGGCAGCAGCAGUAGUAGUUCCAGUAGCAACAUCGAUCACGAGGUCAAAUACUACUAUAAUUUGAUAAUCAAGUGGAGGGCCACAGUCCAAAUAUUCUGGAGUCUUUGGGGUGUUCUACAAAGUGGUGUGCUGGAAGAAAAAGAUACAGAAAUUAUAUUUGAGGGCACCAACGGUGAAAAAUACAUUAUCAAAGAGGAUCCAGAUGCAAGUUUCAACGAUGAUGUUGAAGACCACAUCAUCGAAGGCGUCAGUAUAGAUACUUUUGAUUAUUUAAAGUAUUGUAGCGAUAAAAUUGCGGUUUUCUGGGGAGAUUUGAUCAAAUUACAGAUAAUCGACGAGUCUGAUUGCAUGAAAAGCAAGAUGCUGGAUACACAGCUCAUAUAA
Molecule: messenger RNA, 1725 nt
Organism: Kazachstania africana CBS 2517
Lineage: Eukaryota; Fungi; Ascomycota; Saccharomycetes; Saccharomycetales; Saccharomycetaceae
Gene: CKI1
Product: bifunctional choline kinase/ethanolamine kinase CKI1
Exons: 1
Coding region: 1-1725 (574 amino acids)
Biological process (GO): phosphatidylcholine biosynthetic process; phosphatidylethanolamine biosynthetic process
Cellular component (GO): cytoplasm
Molecular function (GO): ethanolamine kinase activity; choline kinase activity
Source: RefSeq, a predicted model, not a curated record